Saccostrea cuccullata (small rock oyster) is the source of this 2327-nucleotide messenger RNA. RefSeq lists its product as uncharacterized. The record is from RefSeq and is a predicted model, not a curated record. Bases 131 to 1699 code for a protein of 522 amino acids. NCBI's taxonomy places the organism in Eukaryota, Metazoa, Mollusca, Bivalvia, Ostreida, Ostreidae. The transcript is spliced from 2 exons.
AUUUCCUGAAAACGCACACAUAUGAAUGAUUUGUACAUGUUGUAUGUGGGUAUGCAUUUGAGGAUGCAAGAUCUUUUCUGAAGAAAUAUAAACAGGUGAUGAACAUUUAGCAAAAGGUCAACUUCAACCAAUGGAAACGGAAUGUAAGGUGCUUAUUGGGAGGUCUUUCUCCCCGUCAGUAAACUAUUUUACUUCAACAGAAAGAACUACACUUCACGUCUUCCUACAUAAGCUCAAUUCUGAAGAACUCCGUAAGCUACUUGAAGCCUUUAAAUUAAGAUUAUUAAUAUCUGAUGAAUUCUAUUGUUUCCUUCAUGAAUUUUACUUACGGGAAAGUGAUAAAAAGAGCGAAAUGUUUGACUUAAUCUCGUCCCACUUGUCACAGAGAUGCAAGUUAGGACUAAAUUACGUUGUAUUGGCAUUGUCGAAAUCUAAAUGUAAAAAUUUUGCAGAGAAGUUAUACAAUUUCCGUCUCAUGAUUGAUCUGUUGUAUAGACAAGAAGUUGUUCAUAGAAGAAAUAUAUCUAACAGGAAGAAAAUUGAAGUCUUCUUUGAAUCAACGAAAAGAAGAAUUCAGAAUAUGAACUUCUUAAAUUCAGUCAAUCGUCUUAAGCAACUCUCAGACAAAAUAAGCCAAGAAAUAUAUACCAGUAUUUUUCACUGGGAAGAGAAGAUCAUCAGGGAAACAUGCGAUAAAUAUGUUGUUUUGUUAGCUUUAACAACUGUCUCGCAGGUUAACAAAUCCAGUGAAAUUAAUGCGGAAGACGAAUCCUUUCAGAAUAUGGAAGCCAUCAUUUCUAUGACAUCAUGUCCGGACCUAUCCCGAUGCAUGCUGUACAGUAGAAGAGCCGUUGUUUUAGCAUUAGCAAACAGAAAAGAAAAGGGUGAGGACUUAGUAAGAGAAGCUCUGAUUUGUGCAGAUAGAGUUUCCGGUUAUUUGGAAAUAGUUGACUUGCAUUAUAAGAUAGUUCUGUUUCACAGCGCUUGGUUUGAAUACGACCCACAAAUCAUAACAAACCGGAUAGAUCACCAUACUCAAAUUGCGCUACAAAUUCUAGAAAACCAGCCGGAAGACGUUAGAGUCUUUUGGACCCGAAGGUUUAUGUUUCGUUUACUUUUCUGUUUCUUGGGAUUAGGAAUGCGUUGUCGCUUUAUUGAAAACUUUAAUUGUCCCUCUUAUAUACUACAAGAAGCAGAAAGACUACUUGACAAAUAUGAUUCAUCGCAAGCUGAGUACCGCCUGCAGAUGUAUUUUUCUAUUGCUAAAUCCCGAUUGUGGCAUUUGAAAGGCGACAAUAACAUGUCCUUAAAACACCUGCCUAGAGCAAAAACGAUAGCAGAAAAAGGGAGAUAUAGUGAACUAGAAACUAUUCAAUAUGCAGAAGAAACACUACGUUUGCGCAUUGUUAAGAGAUAUAUAAACAAUGACGUGGGAGCUGUCUAUUUAACAGAACCAAUUCAACUUCCACCUUCUUAUUGCCUUCCACAAUCGACCAUCCCCAAUGAUCGUCAAAUAUGCCUAACAUCUCCGCCAAGUCCUUCCCUUCCUAUCCCAAUGAUGGGUCCUCAAAAUGUAGCACAAGGAGUGACGUCCGUUUCAUAUAUUCAAGAAGAUACUGAAAAACCGCGUAGGUCUCAUGACUUUUCAAAGGAGGCUAUUCAUAUCAAGUCAUCCAAACGUAAUAACUCAAAUGUGUGAAAUUAUUUAAAACUGAAUGAUUUCUUGUUCCUAACAUGUUGGAAUGAUAUUUUGAACGAUUUCUUGUUCUUAACAUGUUGGAAUGAUGUUUUUUUUUAUUUUUUACUUUUGCCGGAUAUGGUACUCUUCGAUGUUUUACAGAUUUGAAGACUCUAAACAUUUAGCAAAAAGUAUUCAAGAGUUUGAACAAAAAUUUGGAUCUAUCUAAAAAAAACGUUUUAUAUUACAAACUACAGAAAUAAAGAUCCAGAUAAAAAGAAGAAGAACAACUGUAAAAUAAUUAUGUUCAUAACGAAAAAUAUAGACUUAACAAAACUGUUUCUUUGUUUAACAUGGCAAAUUUAGUAAAAAAAUUGUUGGUUUAUUAAAUAGAAAUCAGUUUUAAAGAAGGGUAGUCAUUUUUAUAAAAACAAGAAGAGACGAUGACGUCACGUGAGCCUUGUUAUACAUGGGUAUUGCUAAAACGUGGAACGGAAAACAAAAAAAAUGAUGUCUCACUUUUCUUUUGUUUCCUUAUAUACACCUAGUUCUUUAUCUGUAAAUUAUACAAUUUAAAUCAAUCGCGUUUCAAAAAUCCCCCUAAAAUUAAAACAAAAACGAAUUUAUUAAUGACUCCAUACCUGAAUAA